Molecule: messenger RNA, 894 nt
Organism: Penicillium salamii
Lineage: Eukaryota; Fungi; Ascomycota; Eurotiomycetes; Eurotiales; Aspergillaceae
Source: the annotation of a GenBank genome assembly
AUGACCCCUCAAUCAGAGAUCGCUAGCCUCAGCGGCAAAACCGCAUUAGUGACCGGCUGCAACAAAGGUCUAGGAUUUCAAGUUGCUCGCCAACUGAUCCUUUCCCGAAUUUCGCAUCUGAUUAUUACUACUCGGGACCAUGUCAAAGGUGAAGCUGCCAUUUCAGCACUGCAAGCUGAUCCGGAGGUUAUCAAACUGGUUUCCAAAACCGAGACACCCACCCGCAUUGAUUGGUUCCAGCUCGAACUUGAUGAUUACAAUUCGACCAUGUCCUUUGUUGCGAAGGUAGAACAAGAUGUUCCUGAGCUCGACAUCUUGAUUCUCUGUGCCGGUAUGCUACAAUACAAGUUCGAGAGAGCCAAGACCGGUCAUGAACUGCUGAUGCAAGGUAAUUUGAACUGCUACAGCAACUGCCUGAUAAUCAAUGGCCUGUCCAAUCUCUUAGGUGUCACUUCCCGAAGGCGACAGUCUCCCGCUCAUAUCACGGUUGUGGGGUCAUACAGUAUGAAAUCGAGCACUGUGAAUAGCGCACGUGGUCAUGAGAAGGAUCAUAUCAUCCAGUACCUUGAUACCGAGGAAAGCUAUCGCCCUUUACAUCGUUAUCCGGACAGCAAGCUCAUGAUGCACGUCUACAUUCACCACUUCGCCGCCCAAACCAGACCAUGCGAGAUCAUUGUCAACACAGUCUGCCCUGGUUUAGUAUUCACUGAUCUAUUUAUGUCGGGGCCCUUUUGGUUACGAUCACUCAUUUGGGCCUCGGGGCGUGUUAUGGGUCAUCGUACCGUGGAAGAUGGCGCUCGAUUGAUUGUUCACGCUGCCACUGCAAUUGGAGAGGAAAGUCAUGGGAAAUUCGUUCAAAACAAUUGCGUUGAUAGGUUUGAAUCCUCCCGCUGA